Camponotus floridanus (Florida carpenter ant) is the source of this 844-nucleotide messenger RNA. RefSeq lists its product as uncharacterized. The coding region runs from base 43 to 648 and encodes 201 amino acids. The record is from RefSeq and is a predicted model, not a curated record. NCBI's taxonomy places the organism in Eukaryota, Metazoa, Arthropoda, Insecta, Hymenoptera, Formicidae. The transcript has 3 exons.
AGAAUUUGCAAUUUGUGUUAUUCAUUGCGUUACGGAAACGAUAUGAAGAGAGGAACCAAGUGUAUCGCACAGACCAUUAAUCUGUCCAAUCCGAAAACAUGCGUGAGGCCAAAAGUUCAGAAGCUCGUCGGUGCAGAUGCGGAUUCUCGUCCUGAUUCUAAUCGCACGACAGAUUACUGGACCGCUAGACCAGUGGCAGUUAAAGUUUGUUCGCGAAAGGACAUGCAACAAAAGUGCCCGCCAAAGUUUCGUGCAGUUCCUCCCGAGAAGCCGCUUUCGAGGGCCGAGCGUUUUUGCGGGAUCGCGAUGUGCCUCUUGAAAGGCUCCAUCGUCGCCGGUCUUAUUUAUUGGACCUACACGGAAGGUCUCUGGGGCGACAGCACCGAAACGGAGGAUCUGUAUUACAGAAUAAUGAGCACGAUUUUUCCUACUGAUGAGUCGGUACAGCUGCCGCAUCUGGAGGGAAUAAGAUACUCGAUGUCAGAAGCGUACAAUCGUGCGCUGGUGAAAUGCAUGGAUAUUAUCGUCGGUGUGCCGUUGGAGAUGCAUCGAAAGCUGCGAGAUCUCUUAUUCCCGUGUGACGUAACCGGAGGAACGGAAGAAGCGCACGCGAAGCGCAUCUGCGAGGAGAACUCGGCGCAGAUAUGAUUUCUCAAAUUGUGUCAAUAUUUAAGAUAUUACAUUGCCAUGGGUCGUAUUACGGGCAUUUUUCUCGAGGAACUUCCGCGUACAAAGCUUUUGUAAUCUCGAGCUUACGUGAAAUUUUAAGCGAACGUGAAUUAUUGUGAGAUCAGAAAUUCCUCCAAAGUAAACGUACUCGAUUCGCGCGCAGUUGCUAUUAAAA